CUCUGCGUUCCUUGAUUCUCUCAUUUUCUAGCACAAGCUGCAUUUUCUAAGGAAACAAAACAUCUUUCAGACCCUAAAACUACGUCCGUCCUCGCCGAAUUCUCUUGUUCAGGCACCGGACUGAGACAUGUCUAGUGUGCAAAACAAUCCGAUUCUUCAAGCUGAAACAACAUGUGGCACGCUCCUAUGCGAGCUUCAGAUAAUUUGGGAUGAAGUUGGGGAGACAGAUGCUGAUAAGGAGAAAAUGGUGCUUGAUCUUGAACAAGAAUGCUUGGAAGUAUACAGAAGAAAAGUGGAUCAGGCUAAUCACUGUAAGGCUCAGCUAAGACAGUCCAUUGCUGAUUGUGAAGCUGAACUUGCAGGCAUCUGUUCAGCAAUGGGAGAGCGGCCAGUGCUUAUCAGGCAGUUUGAUCAAAAUACCGGAAGCUUGAAGGAGGAGCUCAGGAAAAUUUUUUCCCAACUGGAGGAGAUGAGGAAAAGGAAAAUGCACAGAAGAAAUCAAUUCGUUGAAGUUUUAGAUGAAAUACAGAAGAUUACAACUGAGAUAUAUGGAUCCACAGAAUCUGUUUCUUCUAAAACAGUUGUUGAUGAAACUGAUUUAUCCUUAAGAAAGCUUGAAGAAUUACACAGACAGCUCCAUGCGCUUCAGAAAGAGAAGAGUGAUAGGCUAAAGCAGGUUCAAGACCAUCUUAAUACAUUGAACUCACUCUGCUUGGUUCUGGGUAUGGAUUUCAAGCUCACAGUUACUGAGGUUCAUCCCAGUUUAGGUGAAUCUGAAGGAUCAAGGAGUAUAAGUAAUGACACAAUAGGGCAUUUGGCUACAGCAGUAAAGAAUUUGCGCCUAGUUAAGAUACAGAGCAUGCAAAGACUCCAAGAUCUUGCAACUUCAAUGUUGGAGUUAUGGAAUUUGAUGGAUACACCUAUUGAAGAGCAACAGAUGUUUCAAAAUGUGACCUGUAAUAUAGCUGCUUCAGAACAUGAGAUCAUUGAGCCUAAUACUCUCUCAGAGGAAUUCAUUAACCAUGUUGAGGCAGAAGUUUCUCGGUUGGAAGAGUUGAAGUCAAGCAAAAUGAAAGAGCUUGUUUUGAAGAAGCGUUCAGAGCUAGAGGAGAUCUGUAGAAAGACACACCUGGUUCCUGAGUUUGACAGUGCCCUGGAAGAUGUCAUUGAUGCCAUUGAGUCUGGAGCUCUGGACGCAUCUACCAUACUUGAACAAAUUGAACUCCAAAUUGCUAAGGUUAAAGAGGAAGCUUUUAGCAGGAAAGAAAUACUCGAGAAGGUGGAGAAAUGGUUAAAUGCCUGUGACGAGGAGUGCUGGCUUGAGGAUUAUAACAGGGAUCAGAAUAGAUACAAUGCAGGGAAAGGUACUCACCUUAUGCUCAAGCGUGCUGAGAAAGCCCGUGCAUUGGUUAAUAAACUCCCAGGAAUGGUGGAGGCAUUGGCAGCCAAGACCAUGGCAUGGGAAAAGGAGAGAGGCUUUGAGUUCUUAUACGAUGGUGUUCAUCUGCUCUUCAUGCUCGAGGAAUAUACCAUGUUAAGGCAGGAGAAAGAACAAGAGCGCCGUAGGCUGCGGGACCAGAAGAAACUUCAGGGACAGCUAAUAGCAGAGCAAGAAGUGCUCUAUGGAUCAAAAGGAAGCCCUUCAAAGGCCCUUAGUGUUAAAAAGGCUUCCAGAUUUUCAACAGGAUGUGCAAGCAAUAAAGGAGCCUCUGCAGGAGAAGCAAUGCCUCAGGCUUCUAAACCUGAUAUGCUCAAUUCCUCAACGGCAGCUACCCCUCAAACGCCUCCCAGUAAGAAAGCUGACAGAGUACAUCCAAUUGACAAUUUAAAUCACUUGCAGGAUGAUGGUUUUGCAGCAUUAUCUGCAGUAAGGAAAGGAUUGGAUGUAGCUGAUAUUUCUAUAAAAAGGAACUCUGAUGCUGCAAGUGUCACUGAACCAGAAUCACCGAUCCUUCGGCAACCAUUCUCUCCCAUCUCUUCCACAGCAUCGUCAAAAACCAAUAUGACAGACAUAUUAGGAGACCAUGGUGAGACUGUGCAGAGAAUGCUUCCAAUUAAGGAUCUAUCAUGUGUUAUCCCCACGAAGGCAGCUAUUUUAGUGGAUGAAGAGAACAGAACACCCAAGGCAAUGCCAAUUACCGUGACCUCGACACCUUCCACUGUGUCAGUUCCAAUGCAGACCGCUAUCAUCCCAGCUCCUCCAAUUGCCUUGGCAGAUCCAGUUGAAGCGAUUCCUGAAGAGGCUGAAUAUUCAUUUGAAGAAAAAAGGCUUGCUUCUAUGCUUUCUAAUACACAAAUAAAUUCAACGAUACAAGUUUGAUGUUUUAAAAACCUCAAGUGAACUUGAACCCACGCACUUGUGGCAUUAGCCGCAAUGGAACCGCAGCAUUAUUGUAACUAUUCCUCUUAUCUUUCAAUUUCUCACUGUUAAAAAAAAUGUGAAUUUGAA
This is a messenger RNA of Rubroshorea leprosula, 2449 nucleotides long. The record is from the annotation of a GenBank genome assembly. Lineage: Eukaryota; Viridiplantae; Streptophyta; Magnoliopsida; Malvales; Dipterocarpaceae.